ACUGAUUCGAUUUGCAAAGUGCAGUUCGAACACUAUUUUUUAUGAUGUUAUAACCUGAAUAAAAAGUACGUUUUGUCUUUGAAAAAUAUAUACAUAUAUUUUUCUUAUAAAUUGCUGAAUAUAAUUCAGUUAAAUUCUUGAAUAUCUUAACUAGCAUAUUGUUGUACCAGAAUUAUUUGUUGAAUUCAUACGUGUCUGUACAUUAAAAAGAAUGUAUACAAUAGUAAUAUUUAUUUAAUUAAAAAAAAAAUAACUUUUUAAACAUGAUAUUGCUAGAAGAAGUUUAUAAUAUAACGUUUUCUCCAUUGGUUACAACAUUAUUUGCAGUACAAUGGACGUCGAAUAAUUGUAUUUGUGUUAUUACAGAAAGAGGUAUUCAUGUAUUUGAAUUAAUACCUUCUCCGAUGAGUCCUCAACCAAAUAUCAAAUUUUCACGAUCUUUUAUAUAUGCUUCUGAUAUUUUACCUGCAUAUGCAUUUAUAAAUGAAGUAACUUCAUUAACAUGGAAUACAAAACGCAGAGAAGUAUAUUCACUUUUAAUGGAAGCUGCUUUAGCACCUAAGAUCAGUGAUGCGACUAAUAUAUUACCAAAGAUAAUUCAUGCAUCUUGGUCACCAGAAAAUUUAAUCCAUCCUAGUAAAUGCAUGCUUGCAAUUAUAACUUCCGUUGGUGCUGUUGAACUUUUGUAUCAAGAAUUAAGAAAUUGGUUUUCUAUAUGUGAUAUUUCAUCUAUAUGGUUAAAAACUCUUGAAGAUAAUAUUAAAUCUGAUUUUGAUAAUUGUAAAAAUGAAGAAUUACGUUUUACAAAGAUACAAGAAAAUCUUAGGCAAUUGCAAGCUUGUGCGAUGACAUGGAGUGAAUUAUUUAAAUUAGAAGACACUUACUAUGCAUAUUUUGUAACUGCUUUUCGCAGUUCAGACAUAGUGAUUUGGAAAAUACAUAAAGUAUCUGAUUCCACUAAAAAUAUGAAACCAAUUAUAACAUCUAGGAUAAAUUUAAAUAUGAAUACAAAAAUUAAUGUAUUGUUGUGGUGUACUUUAAAACCUAAUACAUAUUUAAUUAUUAUUGGAUGUUGUAAUGGCCAAAUACAAGGUGUCCUGUAUAGCAAUAAUAAUAAUUGUUUAGAAAAUAUGUCAAUAGAAAAAUAUUAUACGUAUCCAGAUCGUGUCUCAGUGAAUUCUUUACUUAUGGUUUCACAGAAUGAAAAUGGAAUACAAUUUAUUGCUUGUAAAGGUUUCUUUCUCCUAUUAUUUGGGUUGACUAUAAAGGGUAAAUUAAUGUAUACACAUUAUUUACAAAUAGAAGGAUUUACAAUUUCAGGAAUCUCUGUUAUUGCAUCUGAACGUAUUUUAAUUACAACACAAAAUGGUAUGAUUUAUGCUUUUGAUACACGAGAAAAUAACUUAAAAAGCAUUUCAAUCAAACAUAAGUUACCUCAGACACGUGUUCAAUAUUUGGGUCUUGCCUGCUCUCCUAAUCGUACUAUGCUAGUUUGUGUAACUAGUCCUAAUAGUACGUACGAUCAUUUAAUAACAAGAGAACCAAGUGUAUUAUACAUAUUAUCUUUAGAUGGAGAAGAAUGGGAACCAAUUAAUAUAAUAAAAAAUUAUAAACAUAUAAAUUCUAACUUUCCUUGGGAUUGUUUAGAAUUAAUUAGACUUAAAGCUGCAAAAGUUUCAGAUCCAAUGAUUAUAUUACCUAAGGUGCCACAAAAUUUAGAAUCACUUAAAUUAUAUGAAUUAAGGAUAUCAAUGUGGCUAUCACUUAUAACUGAAGUAUUAACAAAAAAAAAAAUGAUUCAAAGAAUUGAAAAUAUAGGUGAGAUAGCAGAAGCUCAACCGCUAAUUUUUAUACAUUGUGUAUGUGCAUAUCUCGAUCGUUUAACAAAUAAAACACAUUUAUCAAAUGAUCAAGAAUUAUCUGCAAGUCUAUUAAGAAUGUGUUUAGAAAUAUAUCUUGCUGGUGAAGAUACUGAAGAAGAAACAGUUACAACUCAAUACGCGCGUGAAGCAUUAAAUAAAACGUCUCAUUUCAAAUUAAAAGUGGAAUCAUGUAAUCUAUGUGGACAAAUUAUUAGUGAUUUAUCUUGGAACACUACAAAAUGUCCAUCAGGGCAUAAGCUACCCAGAUGUGCUUUAACUCUUCUUCAAAUUACAACAGUUCAAUAUCGAUCUUGUCCAAUAUGUGGGCAACUGUAUCACCUCUGUUUAGAUGAAGAAUAUGAAGAAGUACGAUGUCUGUUUUGUAAUAUACCUGUUUUAUAUGAUAGUCGUGUAGUAGAUAUACAAAAUUCAGAAUUAUAUGCAAGAAAUUUGUCAAAACCACAAGUGUCUUUAGUAGAAUUAACACAAAAUCAAGAUUCUGAAAUGUCUGAAAACUUUUCAUACACAGAAGAACACCAAACUGAAACACCAUCUUAUUCAGUGAUUGUUAAUUAUGAUAAGGAUGAAUCUUGUAAUAUCACUGAAACUUGGAGAGAAUUUUGAAUAUUAUUAUAUAAUAGUAUUAAUAAAAUAAAAAUAAUUUAUAUUUAUCAAUA
Messenger RNA from Vespula pensylvanica (western yellowjacket), 2539 nucleotides. RefSeq lists its product as uncharacterized. Lineage: Eukaryota; Metazoa; Arthropoda; Insecta; Hymenoptera; Vespidae. Gene Ontology annotation, biological process: transcription initiation at RNA polymerase III promoter. The transcript has 3 exons. Gene Ontology annotation, cellular component: transcription factor TFIIIC complex. The coding region runs from base 264 to 2486 and encodes 740 amino acids. Gene Ontology annotation, molecular function: histone acetyltransferase activity; protein binding. The record is from RefSeq and is a predicted model, not a curated record.